Molecule: messenger RNA, 1128 nt
Organism: Acytostelium subglobosum LB1
Lineage: Eukaryota; Evosea; Eumycetozoa; Acytosteliales; Acytosteliaceae
Exons: 3
Coding region: 1-1128 (375 amino acids)
Biological process (GO): zinc ion transmembrane transport
Cellular component (GO): membrane
Molecular function (GO): zinc ion transmembrane transporter activity
Source: RefSeq, a predicted model, not a curated record
AUGGGCCUGCAGGUAUUCGUAUACUCAUUGUUGGCAGGACUCACUCCAUUGGUGUCAGCAUCAUUGCCACUGUUUCUAUUUAGGAAUGGUAUCAAUGCAAGAUACUAUCAACUGUUGUUGGCAAUGUCUGCUGGUAUCUUGUUUGCUGUGGCAACAUUAGAGCUGUUACCAGAGGCAAUGGAGAUGUCUACUAUUACAACAACAAACAACAAUAUAAUCAAGAUUGAUAAUGAUAGAUUGAAUAACAAUACAAUGUUAACAACAAACUUGACAAUGACAACUACGACUACAAUGGCUACUACUACUGGACAUAGUGGACAUGAUGAAGAUGAAGAUGAACAUGGUAGUGGUGCACGAAUACCAAUGUAUGGACUGGCACUUGGCUUCAUCAUGCUGAUUGGUAUCGAGCUACUCAUGAGCUCGGCAGGCCACUCUCAUUCACACUCGCAUUCAGUCGACAGCAGUAGCAACAACAACGCCAAUGACGGCGACAAUCACGAUGAUCACUCAAUAGAGAUGGAGGAAAGAGACAAGAAGGAUGAGACACACGAGCCAGAUACUCAUGAACAUUUGGAUGAAGAGGAGGGCGGUCGUCACUCACUGAUAUCAAACAAUGGCGAACAAAGGAGCAGUCUUGGUGGUGGCCAGCCGCCUGUUGUUGUACAACAAGCAUCAAAGCUAUCGAUGACUGCAUUCGUGGCACUAUCUGUACACUCACUUGUCGAUGGCAUGGUGAUCUCUGGCGCCUUUGCCGCAAACUCUGACGUUGGCGCUCGUGUAGCAAUGGCCAUUGUCAUCCAUAAGUUGCCUGAUGGCUUUGUAAUGAGUUCAAUUGUAUUGUCUCAAAGGAAGUUAUUAGGCUUUCAUCCAUUCCUCUACUUCUUGCUGAUAUCUUGUAUGACUCCACUGGGGUCGUUCAUUGCAUCGAUCAUUCUGGGCGGUAUUAAUCCAUCGACGGUGUCAUUCAUACUUGGCUUUGGCGCUGGCACAUUCCUGUAUAUAACGACCACUGGUAUCCUACCAGAGAUACUACAUGCCAAGCGAGCAAACAAGCCCAUGAACAUUGGCGCCAUCUGUCUAGGCUAUCUUACAUUCAUUGUAAUCGAUUCACUGGUACACGUCCAUUAA